Messenger RNA from Penicillium brasilianum, 1074 nucleotides. NCBI's taxonomy places the organism in Eukaryota, Fungi, Ascomycota, Eurotiomycetes, Eurotiales, Aspergillaceae. The record is from the annotation of a GenBank genome assembly.
AUGACGACCCCCGAAGAUGCCUUUCAACUGCUCGCCGGUGUCUUCGCUUCUCGGGGCGAUGAUAUCCUCGAGAUCGAGAUCAUCCCGCCGAGUCUAGGCUCCCCAUUUCUCCAAGAUGGGUGUUUCAUCGGCAUCACGAAGAAGACUCUGGUGCAAGCCUAUACGGUCGCACGACAACUCUUCUUUAAAAAUCUCAUGUCCAUGGCGGAGGAUGAGCUGCUCGCCAAUCUCCUGAACAAGAAUCACAGCGCGGAUACAGUGACAGAUCAUGUUAUCACCGAGAUUAUGCUGCUCUUCGACUGCGAACAUUUAACAGCGUGUAAUUGGCGCAAGGGACGACUGUUGGCUGCUCUCGCGCGUGACCCUGGUGCUCUAGAUCGACCCUCCCAGCUGCUUCAGGUCUUGAGGACGGAGCUUACGCUAUUGCAGAGCUAUCAAUGCUCACCACUGCACCGACAUACCAAAUCGCCCACCUUGUGGUCGCAUCGACUGUGGGUGCUGAAACAGCUCCUUAAACUCGAAGAUCAAUGCCCUGAGUCUCUGCUAGAUAUGGAACGCCAUGAGCUGGCCAUCGUCCUGCGCGCUGCAGAGCUUCACCCAAAGAACUACUAUGCAUUCACCUAUGUGCGCCAGCUCCACGCUCUCCUCGCAAAAGCCUCGGUUGAGACCAAGGAUGCUUCAAGUUGGGCAGCCGUACUGGCGAGAAAGCAAGUGAAUCCCGUUCUAGACUGGUGUCUCGCCAAUCCUCGCGAUAUCUCUGGCUGGGCUUUUGGGAUGUAUUUGCUCGGUCAUGUCCCGGACCGACAGCUCCGAGGCGAUGCCGUUGGUAGGGUGCUUCGUUUUGCGCGGGACGUGGGAUGGGAAGGGGAGAGUUUGUGGACAUUUAUUGACCUGACAGUGCGCCAAUUUGAUCUCGAGGACGUGAUGGAUGAUGUAUUCAUCCACGAUCAAGAGAGGCAAGAUCCUGUAUCCAGCACAGAAUCCCAAAUCUCUCCAACGAAGUGGCCGUGGCGAGCCCGGCUAGCCAGGGCGAAAGGCUAUUGGGUUGUCAAUAGAUCCAGCCAUGAUACAUAG